AUGUUAUUACAAUUCUUAUUACUAUUAACAGAAGUUCAAUCAAUAAGUUUAAAAUUCAAAAUACCUCCUGGUUAAUAAUAAUGUAUAAAGGAUAAUGUUUCAUAAAAUACUCUUAUUUAUGGAUAAUAUGAAUCAUCUACUUUAUUAUAUACUUUUACAUUGAGUGUAUGAAAUAACUAAAUUUGUUAUAUAGAUAGUCAAUUAAUAAGAAAUGGAAAAUAUAAUAGCUGAGUAUUCAAGUCAAGUAGUAUAAUAAUUCCAUCAUGUUAUGUAAGAAUCAGGAGAGAUUUCUAUGUGUUUUGAAGUGGAUGAUUAUUCUGAAAUUGCAACUAUUAAUUUAUUUUAUGAAAGUGGUAAAAAUAUACAUAUUUAUUCAAAAGGUGCUGAAAUCUAUGAUCAAGAUUAAUUAGCUAAAAAGCAACAUGUUCUAAAUAUAAAUGAAACAUUAUAAUAAAUGGAAUAAUUGUAAUAAGAAAUUUCUAGGGAAUAAUUAUUAAUAGUAGAUAGAGAACAUAAAAGAAAAAUUAGUUUUGUAGAUAUACAAUCUAAAAUUAUUGGAUUUGCAGGCAUAACAUUUGGUUUACUAAUAAUAGUAGCUGCUUGUUAAGUCAUUUAUGUAAGAAGAUAUGUAGUGUAUAAAAAAUUAGCUUGA
Paramecium primaurelia is the source of this 652-nucleotide messenger RNA. The record is from the annotation of a GenBank genome assembly. Lineage: Eukaryota; Ciliophora; Oligohymenophorea; Peniculida; Parameciidae.